Messenger RNA from Sphaeramia orbicularis (orbiculate cardinalfish), 4861 nucleotides. Its product is annotated as DENN domain-containing protein 3-like. Gene Ontology annotation, cellular component: cytoplasmic vesicle. Bases 238 to 4074 code for a protein of 1278 amino acids. NCBI's taxonomy places the organism in Eukaryota, Metazoa, Chordata, Actinopteri, Kurtiformes, Apogonidae. The record is from RefSeq and is a predicted model, not a curated record. Gene Ontology annotation, biological process: regulation of Rab protein signal transduction. The transcript is spliced from 28 exons. Gene Ontology annotation, molecular function: protein binding.
AAAACAGGAAGCGGGCUGUGAGACGGUGGACAUGGGACCCGGGAUGAGUCGGUGUCAUUCAGAGGCAGAGGAGUUUAGGAGAGACUUUAACUCCAGACCACAGCCAUGAAGGACAGGGGGUAUGAAUGAGGACCUGCGAGGGAGUCUGUCAGGAGGUUAGUGGUCCGAAACAGCCCGGCUCAGGUCUGAGAGUUCAGGUUUCUGCUGGUCCAACUGAGUCCUGGACUGGUUUCAGCAAUGGGAGAUCAUCUGCCUCCGUCUCUGCUGGAAGUCUGCGUGGUGGUCGGAGCAUCCAGUGAGAAACUCCGAGACGUCUACCAGGCCAACCAACAGGCCAUUAACAAUAAUGGGACACCAGAACACCGUCUACCAUUGGAACCAGAGGUCCUGCAUGUCCUGGCCCCUCCCUUCAUUAGCAGACCACACACUGACAGCGAAGUGGUUCGGUCACAUGGGAAGAGGCGGCGUUCUUUUCUCAGGAAGAAGAGGGAUCACUCUUCUUCAGUUAUAACACCUCCCACUAUAGGUAAAAGUGGAGCAGAAGGAAGAGCAAGUGAAGAUGUUGCUGUUCCUAAAGACAUUGACCUCAUGGCUUUACCUCAACUCUGCUUCCCUGGUGGGCUCCAAGUAACCAAUGAACAGAAAGAUGAACAGUUCCACUUCCUGGUUUUCACUGAUGUGUUUGGCAACAAGACCCAUGGAGCUGUCAUGCAGUGUUACAGGCCGAUAAUGGAUGGGACAUCUCUCUACCAGAAUGGAGCUGGAUAUUCUAAGUUUUCUAGGCUUUUCUCUCCCUACAGUUUCUGUGUCAUAUCUAAGUAUCCAUACUUCACAGCUCUGAGAGAUUGUCUGUCAUGUUUUUUAAUCCAGCUGAAAACUUGCCGUUUAUCAGACUUAGAGGAAAGAGUGAAGGAGUUUGCAGCCAAACUGUCACUAGUGCCUAUACCACCACCUGGACAAUUACAUUUAAUGUUCAGCUUACGGCCUCUGACAAUCAUAUUACCAUCUGGAGAAGACAAAGAUCACCCUCCUGUAGAUUUAGACCUCCAUUUGCCCUUCCUUUGUUUCAGGCCACAACAGCUGCUUCAGGUGCUGUCAUGUCUUCUUCAGGAACAACGGGUGGUCUUAUUUUCAGCCGACUGGGCCCGACUCACACUGGUAGCAGAGAGCUUCUUACUUUAUCUGCAGCCUCUGUCGUGGCAGCAGCCUUAUGUUCCUGUCCUGGCUCGUGGCAUGUUGGACUUCCUAAUGGCUCCAACUGCUUUCCUCAUGGGGUGCCACCUCAACCAUUUUGAGGAGGUUGCUUCUGAAACAGAUGAUUUGAUCCUCAUUGACAUUGAUAAUGGGAAUGUAUCCACUUCCUGCUCUGAGACCAUUGACUUACCAGAUAUUCCUCCGGCAGCUGCAGAAUGCUUCACGGAGAGGUGUGCGUCCUUGCAGUUACAUUUUGAUCUGGAUCAGUGCCACCUUGCAAGCUGCACCGAUAUCAAUGAACAUCGGACACAAAGACGAGUCUGGCAAUGCAACCUCAACCAUGACAUCCAGAAGAUUACACUGGAACUGAUUGUCAACAUCUUCAGGGAUGUUAGUAACCAUCUGAACUAUGAGCACAGAGUGUUCAACAGUGAAGAGUUCCUGAAGACCAGAGAACCAGCUGAGCAACUUUUUUACAAGAAGGUGCUGGAGACACACAUCUUCCAUUCCUUCCUAAAGGAUCGUCUCAACAGGAAAAUGGACAAUUUUUCCCGUAUGGAGCUCAGCACUCGCUCUGAAAUGCAUAAGAUGAAGGCCAUGUUUGAAGUGUCACGCAGACCCACCAUGCAGGAGAUUCAAGCCCGCAGAAAGAGCUCUAUCACAGAGAGCAGGCUCAGUAAAAGGUUAGGGAUGAGCCUCCCCAACCUCGGAGAUGAUCAGACCCUCAGCUUUCAAAGAAACACACUGCUGACCAGGAUCAUGCUGUCUGAUCCAGUAGCAGUGAGAACACCUGCUAAACCUGCAAAGGUGUUUAAGCUCCCCGAUUUCCCAGCCUCUUUGUCCUUUCACUCGGUCCAAAGUUAUUACAGCGAAUUGAUCCAGCAGCUUGGAAAGGCAAUCUUCUCUGUUCAACAUGAGAACUCAACUUUGCUGGCCAGAUUCUACUAUUUGCGUGGUUUCAUCAACAUGCUGUGUUCACGGCGUUUGGAUGCUCUGAGUGAUUUCCAGAACCUCUAUAAAACAGACACAGCCAUCUUCCCCACGCAGCUGGUCACAUGGCUUGUAAAUUCACUGCAUCAUGAUGAGAGACAUCAGGCCGACAGGAGACCUGAACUCAAGAGACUCAUCCUUAAGGUAAAGAUAGACAAUGAGAGACCUUUGGUGCAGCCUGAUGAUCAUGUUAAGAAGUUUGAACUUCCCAGAAAACAUCUUCAGCUGGAAGACUUUGUACGAUGUGUCCAAGAGUCUGGGAUUGUUAAGGACGUCGCAACCAUUCAUCGUUUAUUCGAGGCUCUCACAGAUGGUCAUCCAAAUCAGGUGGAUCCUGAGCUCUUUAGAGUCUUCUACACCUUCUGGAAGGAGACCGAAGCCGAGGCCCAAGACGUCAACCUGCCCUCGGAGGUCAUAGACCACCUGGACAACAGUGAAUGUGUCUAUAAGUUGUCUUCGUGUGUAAAGACUUCACAUGGUGUUGGUAAAAUUGCCAUGACACAAAAACGCCUCUUCUUGCUUACCGAGGGACGGGCAGGCUUUCUGGAAAUCACAAAGUUCAGAGACAUACAGGAGGUAAAGAUCUCCUCAGCCCCCUUUCUUCUUCUUCGGAUUCCAUCUCUUCGUAUCCAGACCACCAGCAGGCCUGAGGUGUUUGAGGCCAAUCUGAAGUCAGAGACUGAACUCUGGAACCUCCUGGUCAAAGAGAUGUGGGCUGGACGCAAGAUGGCCGACCAACACAAGGACCCUCAGUACAUGACUCAGGCUCUGACAAACACCCUGUUAAUGGAUGCUGUCAUGGGCUCCCUGCAGACCCAGAAGUCCAUCAGUGCUGCCUCAAAACUCGCCUACUUUGACAAAAUCAGACAUGAAGUGCCCAUGAUGGUGCCUAAAACGACAUCUGAGACGCUUAAACACAAGAUCAACCCAUCACUGGGCCUUUCUGAACCUCAGACUGUACAUGUGCUGCUAUACACACCAGGUCAGUUGACUUGUAACGGCUCAGGCAGUGAGAUCAAUCCAAAGCUGUGGGUGGCUCUGAGUGGUGGCCGAGUGGUUGUGUUUGAUGCAGCCAGCUGGUCCAUGCUGGAGGACUGCAUCAUGGUUGGAGAAUCACAGCUGAACUGCAUGCUGGGAUUGGUCCAGGAGCAGGUGUGGAUAGGAUCUCAGGACUCUGUAAUCUACAUCAUCGACACCCACAGCAUGUCCUGCAACAAACAGCUCACUGAACACAGACACGAGGUGACGGGACUCACAGUGGACACGAGAGAACACAGUCACCAGACGUUCUCGUGCAGCUGUGAUGGGACAAUUCUGCAAUGGGAUUCAUCCACCCUUAAAGUGAAGCGUCAGCUCCACCUCAGCUGUGCACGUCUCUCCUCCAUACAGAUCCAUGAAGGCACACUGUGGUGCUGUUGUACUGAUGGUAUUGUGGAGCUGAAAAGAAGUGGAACACCACAAAGAAGGAUGCCGCUUCCCGACGACCUACAAAACAUCCCCAGAAACUUCAGCAGCUUUAUUGUGAUCCCAGAGCGGGGUGAGUUGUGGACAGGUUCUUCAGACUCAGGAGAGCUGUCUCUGUGGUACACUAACUACAACAGACGUCCCUUUAAGACAAUCUCACUGUCUGGUUGUUCAGGAGUCACCUGUAUGAUUCAAGUCAAGGAUAAGAUCUGGGUGGGCUGUCACGGCUGGAGCGGUGUUGGAGGUCAUUUUGAUGGUCAUUUGAGGAGUCAGGUGAUGGUGGUGGACUCAGAGACCCACACUGUGGUAAAAGAACUGCAGGCACAUUCAGACAGCAUCCAGACACUCUGCUCUGCUGAGGAUCGCUACGUCCUGAGUGGCUCGGCAUGCCGUGAUGGCAAGAUUGCAAUCUGGAAAGCUCAGUAGAAAGCUGAGGUGGAGAAAGAACUGGAAUGAAAACAGGAGGGUGGAGGUGAUGCAAGAGAGGGAGGAAGUGAAAAGAGGAUGGCAUAUGAUAACAUUUUUGGCACUUGACUGUGACAGCAAGUUCAUCCUGUAAAAGCUUGAGUCAAACAAAAAUGGAGAGGCAUAAAAAUAGUACAAUGUGAAAAAUGAAAACAUACUCAAAGAAACUUGAAGACCGGUUUGACUGCUUUUCUUUCAAAAUGCAGAAGAGUAAUGUCUGAACCUUAAGAAAAUUAGUUUGAUUCAUGGGAAGAAAAGCCUUUGAAUUAGAAUGUGUUAAGAAAGAAUUCCUUCAUAGGUUUUUUUGUUUUUGGAAUCGCAGUGUUUCCUAGUAACAUGAUUGUGGCACAGUGAAAUACUGAAGUAGUUUUAAUCCGUUCAUUCAUUCAUUCAUUCAUCUAAAACCACUAAGACACAGUGCAUUUUUUGACAUAGUCAUGUACUUUUUGGAUUUAAAGGUGGGGUAGGAGAUCUUAGAAAAAUGGUUCGAGCGAGCUACAUUUUGAAAAUACACAAUUCAAAAGUCCAAACCCCUUUCUUCAGACGUUCUCCCAAAACCAAAUAUAGUAAAAAAUGCUCCAGGAAAACAUCUCCCACCCCACCUUUAAGUGUUGCAUUUGUGUUUUUUUUGUAUCUCCCCUGAUUGUCACAUCAUCUUUUAAUGUUCUGAUAACAGUUGACAUUUGAUGACAUAAUUUAUAGAUUCAUAUGAUGGGGUCAAAAUAUUUAAUUAAAACUUUCAUCUGUC